This is a messenger RNA of Rotaria socialis, 744 nucleotides long. The record is from the annotation of a GenBank genome assembly. NCBI's taxonomy places the organism in Eukaryota, Metazoa, Rotifera, Eurotatoria, Philodinida, Philodinidae.
AUGAAAAGCAAAUUGUAUGUACCGGGUGUUGGUCAAGCAGGAGUUAAUCAACUCGGUGGUGUUUUUGUAAAUGGUCGUCCAUUGCCUGAUCAUGUUCGUCAACAAAUUGUUGAAUUAGCAUUACUUGGCAUUCGUCCAUGUGACAUAUCAAGAAAAUUACUUGUUUCACAUGGUUGCGUUUCGAAAAUUUUGACAAGAUUUUAUGAAACAGGUUCUAUUCGGCCAGGAUCCAUUAAUGGUGGAAGUGGUCGACAAUCGAAAAGAACCUACGAGAGCCGAGCUGAAAUGAAUAAAUGUCAGAAUUCUGUUAAUAUAUCUCCGUCACAUCAAUCGAUGGACAAUAAAGAAGUAUCAUCAACUCGGAAUUAUCGGUCAUUUCCAGCAAGUCCUGAUCGUCACCCAAGCAAUUCACAUUCUGCAUCUCGAUAUUUUUCAUUUCAUCAUCAUAAUCCAUUUUUCUUCCAACAUCGACCAACACCGACAGCACCACCAAAUCCACCUUCGGACGAAGUCAUCGAAUCUGAGGAAUCCGAUGAAGAUGAUCAUGAUGAUUAUGAUAAUAGUUCGAUCUUAUCAAUGGAAACAAAACCAAGUACAUCGUCUUCGCUAAUAAAACAUUCAAUUGAAAAUAUUCUUGCAAGUAAAGUAACGAUAAAAAAGAAACGACCAUCAUCAUCGUCAUCAUCGAAUACAUCGAAUGAUGAACAAACAACUUGCAAACGCCAAAAAUGUAUUGCAUGUUAA